CCGAUCGCUCAUUUCUCCCGUCUCCCUUUCCUUAGCGUCGCUACUUCCAUAAGGAUAUAUUGCCUCGUUUAGGCACUUUAUUCUUGUACUUUACGUUGACAUACAGAGGGUGUCCAGAAACAGAACGAGUGCGUGAGAAAUACUUUUUCUCUCAAGUGAAGUGACAGAGUGUUCCCAGUACUCUUGAGACUGGAAUAAAAAGUGAUAUUUAGCAAGAUGGAGAUAUUUUUGUUCUACAAAAUGCCCUGGGAUUUUCUAAAUCGUGCUUUUCAGUUUGGAGACAAAACAAAGCUUUUAAAGUUUGUCAUGCAAACUAAAGGCAGGCAAACAAGUGAUUCUGUCACAGUGAUCUGGUGACUGGGAUAUUCAUGCUGGUCACGGAGGAUCCAGGUCAGAGUCACGGCUGUGUCAUUCCCUCACAUCCCACAUGCCUCUUCCAGGCUAGGUCAGUCUCUCUUCCUGCAGCUGCUCUGCUUUCUCUGGUCACUGGGAAAGGUGCUUCAACCUGGCAAAUGCUUAUUCACCAAAUACCACUUUAAGUCAGUCAAUACUGAGCUAUUUAUGUGGAGCAGCUCCAACAUAACUGCCCCUUUCUUCCUCCCUAGUUCCACAGGUGCUAGGACUUUGCAUGCAGUUUAAGCUGAUCCAGCUGCUCAAUUCCACUUCUCACUUGAUCCCUUGAGGCAGAUUUCUACCUCUGCUGUUAUGCCAGCACUCACUCAAGUUCGUCUCGUUCUCAGUGAACAGGUUUGGGCAGCUGAACUCAUGGAAAAUGAUUCAUUUUUUUUGGUAGAACCAGCUUUGUGUGUAUGGUGUCACUACAGGGUGAGCUCAAUGCCAGCAGAGCAGAGGUGGCAGACGUGCAGAUGGAUGGCAGGACUGUGGCACUGCCACCUUGGAUCCUUUUACACUGCUGUGGAACAGCAGGCUCAGGCCUGGAGAAGUUCCUACUCCACCUAAUCUUAACCAUCGGAAACUAAAAAGAGAAGAGGCAGUCCAGCAAAUCGUAUUCAUGAAAAAUUCCCCAAACCCUUCUAGUCAGUGGGAGUUUCACACCAAGAAAGGCCACAAGAUGAGUGAUCCUUGUGCUGGAUCCAGUCAGCAUGAUGAGAAAACUACCUGACUGAAAACCAGAAGGGGCAAGACUCAAGCAUGGGGAGGAAGAGGUCUACUUCUGGACCAGGAGACUGCUGGGAAGAGAGGAACUCACACCCAGCUGGAGGCUUCAGGAAAUGCACAAUGGCUUCGUUCCCUGUCUUGGAGCAAGAGACGUUGUUCCGGAACGGUACCUGGAGCUAUCGCAUUCCAGCCCUGCUCUACCUGCCCCGGUUCAGCAUGAUCCUGGCGUUUGCUGAGGAGCGGGAGGAUGUGGUGGACGAACACGCCAAGCUCAUAGCGAUGCGCAGGGGCGUGUACGACCCCAGCACGCACCACGUCCAGUGGAAUAACAUGGAGACCCUUUUCACUGCACAGCUGAAAGACCACCGAUCUAUGAACCCCUGCCCGGUUUACGAUGAGGUCUCCGGGAAGCUGAUCCUGUUCUUCAUAGCUGUCCCAGGAAAGAUCUCCGAGCAGCAUCAGCUCAGGACAAAGAUUAACCUGGUACGCCUCUGCUACGUCACCAGCAUGGACCAGGGGCGCACCUGGAGCGCUGCCCAGGAUGUCACCGACGGCACCAUCAGGACCGAGUACAAGAACUGGGCCACGUUUGCGGUGGGGCCGGGUCACGGGUUACAGCUGCUCAACGAGGCCCGGAGCCUGGUGAUUCCCGCCUAUGCCUAUCGUAUCUUGGACCCUAAGCAGCACCCCACCCCUCAUGCCUUCUGCUUCAUCAGCUCUGACCACGGCACAACGUGGGAGCUGGGCAACUUCGUGGGCGAGGAGAGCGCGGUGGAGUGCCAGGUAGCGGAGGUGCACACCUGUGGCAGGAAGGUCCUGUACUGCAACGCGAGGAGCACCAGGGGAGCCCGAAUCCAGGCUGUCAGCUACAACCAUGGGCUGGACUUCGAGGGAGGCCAGCGGGUUGAAAUGCUAGUGGAACCUCCCUUUGGAUGCCAUGGAAGUGUUACUGCCUUUCCACCUCCCCCUGAUGCCAGGUGCCAAGACAGUUGGUUACUCUAUGCUCACCCUACAGACCCAAAGGGUCGAAAAGAUUUAGGAAUUUACCUCAACAAAAGCCCUUUAAAUCCAGCACACUGGACAAAACCUAGCAUCCUCUUCAGGGGCCUGUGUGCUUAUUCGGAUCUGCAGUACAUGGGUGUUGGACCCGAUGGCUCACCCUUGUUCUCCUGCCUCUUUGAAUAUGGGACCCGCCGGCAGUGCGAAGAGAUGAUCUUUGUCAUGUUCACCUUGAAGCAAGCCUUUCCCUCAGAGCUCUGAGCCUCAAGCCUUUCCACCAGCAUCCCUCCAAACACCACCUUUGCUGAUACUUUUCACUGUCACUUCUCAUCUUUGAGCAGGAGGUUUUUUGUACUCCUGCUGCACACUUAGUUUGGCGUUGGCUUGCGGCGUCUGUAGAUUAUGAAGUCUAUUAAAUGUAAUACAACUUAA
Messenger RNA from Pseudopipra pipra, 2550 nucleotides. RefSeq names its product neuraminidase 2 (gene NEU2). Lineage: Eukaryota; Metazoa; Chordata; Aves; Passeriformes; Pipridae. Gene Ontology annotation, cellular component: intracellular membrane-bounded organelle; membrane; cytoplasm. Bases 1153 to 2379 code for a protein of 408 amino acids. Gene Ontology annotation, biological process: oligosaccharide catabolic process; ganglioside catabolic process. The record is from RefSeq and is a predicted model, not a curated record. The transcript is spliced from 6 exons. Gene Ontology annotation, molecular function: exo-alpha-sialidase activity.